Molecule: messenger RNA, 638 nt
Organism: Apodemus sylvaticus (European woodmouse)
Lineage: Eukaryota; Metazoa; Chordata; Mammalia; Rodentia; Muridae
Gene: Dnajc5b
Product: DnaJ heat shock protein family (Hsp40) member C5 beta
Exons: 4
Coding region: 1-600 (199 amino acids)
Source: RefSeq, a predicted model, not a curated record
AUGGCCUGUAACGUACCUAACCAAAGACAGCGGACUAUGUCAACAUCAGGAGAAAGUCUGUAUGAAAUUCUUGGUCUACAUAAGGGAGCAUCAUGCGAAGAAAUUAAGAAAACCUACAGAAAAUUAGCCCUGCGGCACCAUCCAGACAAGAAUCCAGAUGACCCAUCUGCUGCUGAGAAGUUUAAAGAAAUCAACAAUGCCCACACGAUCCUCACCGACACCUCAAAGAGAAACAUAUAUGACAAGUAUGGAUCGCUGGGGCUCUAUGUGGCCGAACAAUUUGGAGAUGAAAACGUUAACACAUACUUCAUGCUGUCAAGCUGGUGGGCAAAGACCCUGUUCAUCAUCAUUGGCCUCUUGACCGGCUGCUAUUUUUGUUGCUGCCUUUGCUGCUGCUGCAACUGUUGUUGUGGACAUUGUCGGCCCAAAUCAUCGACACCAGAAGAAGAGUACUAUGUGUCACCAGAGGACCUUGAGGAGCAGAUCAGAACUGACAUGGAGAAAGAUAUGGGCUUUCCAGUUGUUCUCCAGCCUACAAAUACAAAUGAGAAAACACAGCUAAUCAGAGAAGGAUCUCGAAGCUACUGCACAGACUCUUGAUGACGUGCCCGUGGGGGUCCUCAGCUCCUCAUCUUGGU